This is a messenger RNA of Strongyloides ratti, 327 nucleotides long. Its product is annotated as MSP domain and PapD-like domain-containing protein. Lineage: Eukaryota; Metazoa; Nematoda; Chromadorea; Rhabditida; Strongyloididae. The record is from RefSeq and is a predicted model, not a curated record. The transcript is spliced from 2 exons. Bases 1 to 327 code for a protein of 108 amino acids.
AUGAUUAUUACAAUAAGUCCUUCCAUAUUAUCAAUUGCGGCGUCUGGUGGUAGGGCAACUCAUAAAAUUAGAAAUAAUGGUGUAUCACGUUUAGCUUUUAAAAUAAAAACAUCAAACAAUCAACAUUAUAAAGUACGACCAGUUUAUGGAUUUAUAGAACCAAAUGCUGAAUUACCAAUGGAAAUUGUUCGAUCUGAAGCUACUCCUAAGGAAGAUAGGCUUGUACUACAAUUUGCUGAAAUACCACCAGAAGAGACGAAUCCACAGGCUCCCUUUCAGGCUGCAGCUAUACAGGGAGAAGUUAUAAUGGUUUUAUCUGCUGUUUAA